GAGUCGCAACUUCCCCGGGGGAAUCAGUCGAAAUUGGACCAUGGCCUCGUUCGGAGUUCGCGGAAUGGCACAGCCGUUGGGCAUCCGCAUCUGCUGCUGCCGCAUUUGCACCUGCAUCAACUUCGGGUUCGUCCUGUCGCGGAUCGGACUCCUCAAGCUGAUGCAACUCGGCCUGGCCACGCUCUGCGAGGGCCUGCUCAUCCGCUACGGAGUGCCGUACGCGGAGUCCAUCGGCCAGGCGUUGACCAGCUUCCUGGCCACCACGGGCCACUGCUUCACCACCACUGGGAUCCUGCUCCUCUGCUACGCGUUCUCCGACAAAUCGUACAACCUUAUCCGCCAGUCGCUGUUUGAGACGCUGUUCAAUGGCCUCGCCAGCUGCAUGUACUUCAGCUCAGCGAGUUACAUGGGCUUCGCCUGCGUCGUUUGGCUGCAUCCACAGUUCCUGGUGCGUCCCGGAUUCUGGGCCUAUCCGGCCAUGACCGCCUGCUAUUACAUAGGCUACGCGGCGGGCAUUUUGCAUGCCCUGGAUGCCUACUUGGCAUUUCGGCACUUUCGAGGAGCACGAUAACAAUAUGUUAAGCCCGGCCAGAUAAAAGCUCUAUCUCAAGUUGUUUGUGGACACAUUUAUAUAAGUUCUACGUUUAAGGCACCUUUCUUCCGAUUGUCUCGAACAUUCACAGUAAAAGCGCUAAGUUGUAUGUGUAUAAA
Drosophila ficusphila is the source of this 711-nucleotide messenger RNA. It is a transcript of the gene sing, whose product is annotated as protein singles bar. The coding region runs from base 41 to 571 and encodes 176 amino acids. Gene Ontology annotation, cellular component: membrane. The record is from RefSeq and is a predicted model, not a curated record. The transcript has 3 exons. Lineage: Eukaryota; Metazoa; Arthropoda; Insecta; Diptera; Drosophilidae.